AUGUGUUCUGCCCUGUUGCGCGGUCGCGCCGCACUCGCGUUGGCGUCGGUGCGAUGGACGCCACCCGCCACAUUGCCACCACGGCUGCAGCAGAGGCGGUGCUUUGCGAUGCUGGCCGCCCCGACCCCCCUGCUGCGCUGCAGCUUUAGCUGGGAGGUGCCGCUCACCAUUCCACAGCUGCGAGAGCGGCUGCGCUGUCAGCAACGGGACGACGCCCCACGCAUGCAGACGAUAGAAACGGAGUGCUGCCUCAUUCUAACGCUUGCACGCAGCCCGCGUGCUGAGGAGCGGGCGGAGGCGCUCGAGUCUGGCGAGGCGCUGUGGGUG
Messenger RNA from Trypanosoma grayi, 327 nucleotides. RefSeq lists its product as hypothetical. The record is from RefSeq and is a predicted model, not a curated record. The annotation marks the transcript as partial. NCBI's taxonomy places the organism in Eukaryota, Euglenozoa, Kinetoplastea, Trypanosomatida, Trypanosomatidae. The transcript has a single exon.